AUGUCGCGCAUACAGAUCCCGCUCGACAUGAUCACGUCGCGGUUCAACUUCGGCGACCGCUUCGCGAGCGUGCGGUCGACGUCGCUGGCCACGCGGUUCUCCAACCUGCGGCCCCUGACUGAGUUCUUCGACGUCAAGCGGAUUUCGAAGCCGGAGAACUUUGCGGAGAUGCAGUCGCGCGUCAACUACAAUCUGGGGCAUUUUUCGAGCAACUACGCGAUCGUGUUUUUGAUGCUCUGCAUCUACACGCUGCUGACCAACUGGUGGCUGCUCUUCGACAUCAUCUUUGUCGUCCUGGGCAUGUUCCUCAUCGGCAAGCUGGACGGCAAUGACCUCGAGAUCGGCACGUUCCGGGCGUCGACGUCGCAGCUGUACACCGGUCUCUACGUCAUCGCCAUCCCGAUCGGGCUCAUCUCGUCGCCGUUUGCCACCAUCGCCUGGCUGAUCGGGGCCAGCGGCGUGGUGAUCAUUGGUCAUGCGUCUUUUAUGGACAAGCCCAUCGACGAGGCUUUUUCUGGGGAGCGCGGCGCCCGAGCGGGCAAGAACAACAACCGGGAUUCUUAUAUCAGCGACAAGGACAUUUGGAGUUCCUUCACCAGCGGCAGCCGCGUGGUGGAGGAGGUGGAGAGCAGCAGCAGCGGCGACGGCGGCGGUGGCGGCGGCAGUGGCAGAAAAGGGAAGGCCAGCCUAGCAAGAAGGCACCGGGGACAGGGCGUUUCGGAUGCAUUUUCAGCGGAUGCGGGAGUGACCCGGCGGCGAGGGAGAUUGAUGCAGGCAGAAUCAGGCUCGGACAAGGAUGACGACAGCUCCGAGUCGGAGUCGACGUCUGAGAACUCAGACUCCGAGUCGGACAUCAGCGAGCCGGGCGAGGAAGAAAAGGCGGCCUUGGCCAAGGCCAUGGCCCGUAUAGAGCGAGCCAAGGCCAAGGACAAGGCCCAGGUGAAGCUGAGCAAGAAGGAGCUGACGGCUCUGGGACGGCACAAGGAGCGGCUGCAGCGACUGGAGCAGCAGAAGAAGCGGCGAAAGGCGAAGAAGGAGAAGAAAGGGAGGAAAGACGAGAGAGAGCGGGUAGCGAUUCCGCUGGCGCAUCUGGACUUUCCGGCGAUGCGCACAAUCGGGAGGCCGCCGUCGCCACUUCUGUCGGGGGACGACAAGGGCGAAGCACGUCGCGUGCCUGGGGCAUUUGAGCGCGAGGAACGGCCGAAGAGCGAAGUGUAUCCGCCCAAGGGCCAGCUUCCGCCGCCACGACCGCUCUCGAUGGCCAGCGGUGUCGGUGGAUCGGACCGGCGACGCAGCGCGUCUCCCUUUACCUAUGCGUACCUGCGUGGCAGCGGAGCGGCGACGGCAUCGACAGCAGCGGCAGCCCGACACGUGUCUGACCCGACCGCAUCGCAGGGCAAUGUCAAUCCGUUUCUGUUCAUGACGGGAGAAACACAGACGCCGUACUAUGGGUCGGUGGCAGCGGCGGUAGAGCGGUUCGGCGGGCCAGCAGUGGCUGCCACUACAGCCCGGAGCCGCGUAGACCCGUUGCUGUACGAGGUGUCGGAGUCGAGCGGUCAGGACGAGACAGCGAGCGGCGACGAAGACAUGGGGGACAGGCGGCGUCGGUCAGUGGUGGACCACACACAGUCGCAGACUCGGAUGGUCGAUGACGGGUUGUCCAGACGGCGUGGACGGGAGGCCAUUGUCCAUGCGAGCGAGUCGGACUCGGAGGCCGGGGCAGAUGGGCGGGAACGGGACCGUGAACGGGAUCGUGAACGGGACAGGGAACGGGAGCCGGAGCUGCGGCCGGUACAAGAGUCCAAGGCGAAGAAGUCGAUGCGCAGCUCGUCGACGGCGAUGGCGUCCAAGCACAAGACCAGCAGGACGCGCAACAGCAGUCCCAGCGUGCAGCCGAGCCGUCGGAGACGGGCCAAGUAG
Messenger RNA from Grosmannia clavigera kw1407, 1920 nucleotides. RefSeq names its product prenylated rab acceptor 1. Bases 1 to 1920 code for a protein of 639 amino acids. NCBI's taxonomy places the organism in Eukaryota, Fungi, Ascomycota, Sordariomycetes, Ophiostomatales, Ophiostomataceae. The record is from RefSeq and is a predicted model, not a curated record. Gene Ontology annotation, cellular component: Golgi apparatus. The transcript is spliced from 2 exons.